AUGUUACUUAGAAACAUUCUAAGACCAUGUCUAGCAUUAAAAAAUACAACUGCUUUUACACAGCGACUUUCUUUGCAUCACAUAACACACGUGAGAAGAAUGAAAGAAGCUCAAACAGUGCCGGUUGAAAAUCGAAGCGACAGACUGAUGGCAGAUUUGGAUACUGUGUUUCCAUCAAAAAUUUUGUUUAGCUUGGAAAACAACGAAGACAUUGUUGAUGGAUCUCACAUUGUUAUGGCUCUUAAGAAAUUCAUGAAAUUGUACUUGAAUAAAAAGGCUUCUGCAAAAAUUACAGACCUCACAGAUCAAGAAUUUUUUAAACAGUUGUCCUCAGUCAUACAUUCAAAAGCAAGCAAUUUGACUGUAUCUGAAAUCCUACAGAUUUUAGAAAUUUUAAAAAGAAUGGAUAUACCAAACAAUUUGGAAAUUGUGGAAUUACUUGCUAAGCAUAUUGAAAAAAAAUUGCAUUACUUGUCUUUGACAGAGAUUAGUGCUCUGGCCUCAUUAUUAAAAAAUAUAUUAAAACCUAUCAAAGCAAACUCACUCAUGGAUAACCUGAAGCACAAAUUUAUCAUAAAAAUGUCAAUGGAAUUUGAUGAAAAUGACAUAAGCCAUCUUGCUCAUGGACUGUCUUUUACAGCUUUUAAUAUGAAAAACCACGACUUGGAACGCAUUGUCGUUGAAAAAUUGCAAAUGUACAAGGGUGAAAUACCUCUUAAAUAUGCUAUAUUAAUAUUAGAAGCACUGUGCGAACACUACUAUGCGCCCCGUACUCUUCAACAGGCAUGGUUCGAUGUGUAUCACAGAGUACUUGAUAUACUUACUGAAAACAGCAAAUUCCUUUCAGCUGAUGAAGUUAUUUAUGCAAUUUACAUUGUCUCCGAACGAAUAAAACAAGAUAAAAGAUACGUGAAAAACCUACGUUACAAUGAAAAGUUUUAUGAUAACUUGUUGAAAAAAGUCGUGGAGGAUGACGUGGGUUUUGAGAAAGCAUUAAGUGUGCUCAAGAGCUUAAACUCUAUUAGAUAUCAAAGUAAAGAACUGCUCAAUUACUGCAGUGCAUCGUAUUAUGAAAAAAUAGUUAUAUCAGAGCACAAUAUUUCGGAUGAGGCAGGAAAAUUGUUAGUUUUGAUACACGGAUUGGCCUUAUCAAAGUAUAAAACGAUCUUUUGGGAUCAAAUUGAAAACUUUGUCUGUCAAAAUCGACAAACAUUGCUAAGUUACGAUCACCAAACUCUUUGUAUUUUGGCACUAAAUUUGUGUAUUCUGGGUUCUUAUCCAUACUUCUUAUUGGAAAAAGUUUUUGAUGGCAAAUUCGAUUACUCCCAAGAUAAAUUCAUGCAUUGGACAUUCUGUAAAUUAGUUCAGGUAGUGCAGUUAGAUAAAGAGUACGUUGGGCCAAUGCCUACAAAAUCACAAAUGGAAUCCUUAAAAGCUUUUGUACAUAAAAAAAGUGCAAGAAAUGAGAAUUAUAAGUUCUUAUUGUUAGAUCCCUUAAAAGAAUGGCUUGGAGAUGAAAAGUACAUAAAGAUGAACGUUGCGACGAAACUUAAUCACUUAAUAGAUUAUUUUUUGGUUUUUGACGAGAAUGGAAAACCAGUUUCGAUAAAUACAAGUAAAAAAGAACCCAACGAUCUGGAGUAUAUAGAAGAUCUAAAUAUUCCCCCAGAAUACAAAACAAUUUGUUUAUUACACUUGCCUUAUUACUGGUACUGGAGAAAUACGAAAAAGUUAAUGGGUAUAUAUACAGUAGCAGUGGACACAUUAGAAGCUAUGAACUAUAAAGUGGUUACUGUAAAUAAAUUAGAUUGGAAUGGUCUGCAAGAAAAUCAGAAAAAAGAUUUUAUAGUUAAUAAAAUUCUAUCAAAGCUUGAUGAUAGUUAAUAUUACUCCAAAAAUUUGGUUUCUUUCGUGGAAUAAAUUUCUAUGACAAUUACUGCUUGAAUGAAAAAUUUUCAAACAGU
Copidosoma floridanum is the source of this 1964-nucleotide messenger RNA. RefSeq lists its product as uncharacterized. The record is from RefSeq and is a predicted model, not a curated record. Lineage: Eukaryota; Metazoa; Arthropoda; Insecta; Hymenoptera; Encyrtidae.